UGGAGGAGGCGAUGGGGGACUUGUUAAGAAGUCGUCGCUUUUUCCCUUCUGGAGUGUUUUCCCGGUAGCCACUUCAGGUCUGUCAAGGUAUUGUUGCUGAAGAUGACAGUUUGGAUUCUGGAUUAACACCACUUCCAAAUUCCUGUCCACUUUCUGUAAGUGGGCAAAACCUAUUCAAAAAUGGCAACUUUGCCAAGUACAUCUGCUGCGCCUCCACCAUCCCUCUCGGAUCCAGGAGUGGCUGUGUGGGAGUGGCAGGAUGAGUUUGGCAGGUGGAGGCCAUACCGAAGUAGCGUGUGCAGCUACAUUGAGCAGUCUUUCCAAGUUCUCAUGGUAAAAGGCCGGCGAUCACUGGGAACUUGGCCUGUGAAUGGCAGCAUACCCUUGGGACAAGCUGAUUCAACUCUGGCUCCCUACAUAAUUGACCUACCGAGUCUCACCCAGUUCCGGCAAGAUACAGGGACCAUGAGAGCCGUGCACAGACAUGUCUUUCAGCUGGAUUCGGCACCUGGACAGGGAGUAGUUUGGGAGUGGCAGAAUGAUGAAGGAAGCUGGUUUCCAUACGAGAUGAACAUUUGUGUAUAUUUGGAGCAAGCUUUCUCUCAGUGUAACCCUCAGGUGGAUCUUGGGCCCUUUGGUUACAAUUAUGGGAUUGAUUUUGUAUCACAGACCCAGACUAAUAAGACCACAGGAUACCAGCGAAGAAUCCGUCGGUGUGUGGACUCUCCAUAUCCAGUAGCCGCAGCCACAGGGCCUGCUCACAGCGGGCCCACUUGUUCAUGCCAGCAGUGCUUGUCGAAUAGUGGAACUGGCCCCAUAACCUCACGGUAUCGGCACUCAAUGGUAAAUCUUCCUGGACAUUCAUCAGGAGCGAGUCCCAAAUUCGUUACCGGUAUACAGGGGGCCAAUAGAAACUCAGGACUCGGUGCUUCUCUGGUGGGCUUUGUGCCUUACAAUAAACCAGCUCUCUCUGGAGCAAGAUCGAUGCCAAGACUGAACAUGCAGAGUGCAGGGUCAGCAUCACAAUCGGCAGCCAUUGGUGGGUCCAGCUCAGCGCAUACAGCAUCCAAAGGAGCCAGCGUCCCAAGGUUACCAGUGACCAUGCCCAGGCCCAGCAAAGUGAAUGAAGCUCUGGCAGGCAUGAUGGCCUUUCUGAUGUCAGUCCCUGGAUUUCCUGUGCACCUCACCCAAGCGCCUCAGCCUGCCCGUGCCCAUAGAGCCUCUAAAAAACUCUGCUCAGUUAAGGGAAGGAGGAGAGUGGUCACCAAAGAUAGCAAGACCAGGCCAGAAGAUGUUGUGAAGAAGUAUUUGAAAGAGCUGAAGACACCUCCAGUUGACGAGGACUGCAUCAUCUGUAUGGAAAAAUUGGGUGCCCCUUCAGGGUACAGCGAUAUCAAUGAGAGCAAGACAAUCCAACCUGGAAGUGUGGGGAGGCUGGCCAAAUGUGCUCAUACUUUCCACCUACUUUGUGUGCUGUCCAUGUACACCAGUGGCAACAAGGAUGGCAGCUUGCAGUGUCCUUCUUGUAAGGCCAUCUAUGGUGAGAAGACAGGCACACAACCCAGUGGCAAGAUGGAUGUUCACAAACUCCCAGAGUCUCUACCAGGGCACGAGAACUAUGGGUCAAUAAAGAUUACAUAUUAUAUCAACAGAGGCAUUCAGGGUCCAGAGCAUCCUAGCCCAGGGCUGCCAUACACUGCAAGAGGAUUCCCACGAUAUUGUUAUCUACCCGAUAGCGAGAAGGGACGAAAGGUGCUGGAACUUUUAAAGGUGGCAUGGAGAAGGCGCUUGAUCUUCACUGUGGGAACAUCUAGCACAACUGGCGAGAACAACACUGUGGUGUGGAAUGAGAUCCACCACAAGACAGAGAUGACCUCCAAUGUCUCAGGCCAUGGCUACCCAGACCCUAACUACCUUGACAAUGUGCUAGCGGAGCUGGCAGCUCAAGGGGUCACAGAAGAUUGCCUGAGUCCAUGAGUUUAGCCUCCAUCUUGGGCCGGAGCUGCAGUCAAAACUGGAGUUUGUCUUCUCCAUGACUAUGGCUGCCUCUCUGUUGAGGAUGGCAGCUACAAAUCCCCACCUCUGUUGCCUUAUGUUUGCUUGCCCUUUUGUUGAGCAAUAACACAGUCUCUGGGGUUGCCCAGUAUGACUGUGAGGAGAGGGUAUAUAUAUAGAUGUGUGUGUUUUUGGUCAUAUACAAUAAAGCUCCCUUCCAUUAGAUAAAACACAAAAGGAUGAUGGCUUAAGCCUCAUAUUGGAGCCUUCCAUAUGUGGUUGCAUGGGGAUUUGUUCGUUCUUAUUUUCUAUCAAUCGGGCAGAUUUUUUUUUGGAAGGGAUGAGAUUUUCCUGCUUCAGUGCAUUAACAAAAUCAUGUUGUUUAUCAACAAAAUCAGUAUUAGAAACUGAAGGUAUAUAACAACUUUCCACAAUUUGCUGUCAAAGUCUGAUAGAAUAUGGUUAUGGCUAUGACUAUUCCAAAUAGUAUCAAGGGGCUGUAGCACAGAGCAGCUUGGAUUUUAAAAGAAAGCUGAGUGAGGUGAGACGUAAUUUAUGUUUGCAUAAGAGGCUAGGAUGAAGUCUCAGCUAUGGGAAGUUGGGGAGAGGGGAGAUCUGAGAAGCCAUUUAUGUUCUGUUACUGAGGAAACUAAUUGGAUGGGGCCAAGAGGAAUUGGGUUUGAUUUAGACUUUCUAGGUUUCUUUCUAGUCAAUGCAGGAAAGAGAAGGAAUAAAAGUUGUAAUUCCACCAGAAGAAACCAGUUUGGAAGACGGAUAGGGGGAAUUGUCACUUUUAUGCAAGGAAUUGCAUAAAUUAGGAGUUUUGCAGUAAUUCUAGCUGGUACCUACAGUUCCCCAAAUAACAUGCAAAAAUUAAUUCAAAACAAUGUUGAUGCAGUCAUGUGCGUCUUCCACUCACGCAAACCAUUGGACAUUCUUGCCUGAAAUUUUGUGAAUCUCAUAGUUUGGUAAACUAAAUUUGUGAUGAAUUUCUUUUUUUGCUGUUCUUUGGCAUUAACAAUCAUAUUACAACCACACAGCAAUGAUCCACACUUGAGAACAUUGCUAAUGAAUUCCAGAAUUUUUCAAUAUCUGCUACUUUUUUCUUCUAUCCAGGCCCUUUAAAAUAACUUCUGUAUUCCCAUUUUACAGAUCUUUUGAGUGCGCAAAGUCAUCCAGCAAGAUCACAGUUGGGUAUAUGUUUAAAUUUAGGGCUGCUUGCUACAGCUUCCAAGACUAAAAACCUGAAACAAUUCUGCUUUAUGCAAUUGGAGAACUAAUCUUUUCUUUUAAAAAAAUUGUAUCAGCAAAAACUGGAUUCUGUAAAUUGCAUAAAUUCUUCAUAUUGGAUAACUACGUUUUGCAUAAUCCACUGCUGCUUAUUGUGUUCAACAUGGACAGAAGUAAAGAUUGAGGCAGAGUCCUGAAAUACAUUUUAUACAGUUU
Molecule: messenger RNA, 3441 nt
Organism: Notechis scutatus (mainland tiger snake)
Lineage: Eukaryota; Metazoa; Chordata; Lepidosauria; Squamata; Elapidae
Gene: DTX2
Product: deltex E3 ubiquitin ligase 2
Biological process (GO): Notch signaling pathway; protein ubiquitination
Molecular function (GO): zinc ion binding
Source: RefSeq, a predicted model, not a curated record